Messenger RNA from Drosophila melanogaster (fruit fly), 1796 nucleotides. RefSeq lists its product as uncharacterized. The transcript has 4 exons. The record is from RefSeq and is marked reviewed. The coding region runs from base 301 to 1389 and encodes 362 amino acids. Lineage: Eukaryota; Metazoa; Arthropoda; Insecta; Diptera; Drosophilidae.
UCGAAGUUCCAGUCGGAACGUCAACGUCGAGUGGGCAGUCGUACGUCGAUUGUUGAGCGGCUGUGGCACAUAUAUAAACAAUAAAUACAAUUCGUAAUUUUAAUUGAAUUAAGACAAUAACAACAACGGUUUCUGGGACUCGGUUGCCUUGCCAUAUGUGACACAAAGCACACACAUGCGACCGUAAACUCAGAACUCUGUAUUUGCGCGAAUGUGGGUGCAUAAAAGUGAAAUUUCACAGCGACAAGUGGAAAAGAAAACGGAGAAAGGCAGAGCUGUGGCCAAAAGAAAAUCCUGGUCAUGUCAUGCAACAAUAACAACAACUAUAAAAACAAAACCACGUACGGCUAUUCGAACAACAAUGAUACCAACUGCAUCAUGCAGAAGCCAGUGCCCGCCUCCACCGCACCCGCCUUCCCUCAGCUGAUCCAGGCCAGCUGUUCCAACGCCGUGGAGGUGGAUCCACCAGACAGCAUUGUGGGGGCUGCCGGCAACUCCGAAGCUCUCUUCGCCGCCCAGCGCACACCGGACACGUCGGAGGACAGCGAAUGUGACCCGUUUCUAGCCAGUCGGAGAGCUACCCGCUCCUCCGCCACCACCUCUGUGCUACACAACCGGAAGCGCAACUCGUGUUGGGGACGAGCCCACAGCUUUCUCACCCGCAACUGGUACCUGGGCUGCUUAGUGCCCGCCACCAUUCUAGGCGCCCUCGUCUUCAUCGGAUGGGCGACGCGGGACUAUGCUCGCCAAUUGCUCUUUUGGAUCGAAAUGCAGAACGCCUGGAUAACAUUUGCCGUCUACAUGGGGCUCUUCGCUCUUGUCAGCUUCCCCGUGGUGGUGGGCUACUUCGUUCUGCUCAUCACCGCCGGUUACCUGUUCGGCUGCCUGCGCGGUUGGGUCACCGUGAUCCUGGGCGCCAAUAUCGGCAUAGCCGUGGCCCAUGCCACCAUUCGCAGCUGCCGGCACCGCAUUCCCGUCCAAAGGCUGAUCAAGAAUGAUACGGGACGAGCCAUUCUUCGCGUCAUUUCUGGCCCAAAGGCAUUUCGAGUCGUUCUCUUUACCCGACUUACCCCCAUUCCCUUCGGAGUGCAGAAUGUGAUAUUCGGAAUCAGUUCCAUCAACACAAGAGACUACCAUGUGGCCACGCUGAUUGGUUUGCUGCCAGCCCAAACCAUCAAUGUUUACUUGGGUUCCACGCUAAGGUCCAUGCAUGAAGUGCUCAGUGAUAACGAUACCAAACUGACGGGGUAUAUCAGCUUCCUGUUUGAGGUAAUUUGCGGCGUGGCCUUGAUGUUCUGGGUAUUGCAGAAGGCCAGAAAGGAGCUGUCUGAGACGUUGCUGAGCGCUGAUUACAAUAACGAGGGCAAGCAUCCCGACGUACAAGUUUAACAGGAGCCACUUGGGGAACGGAGUCCUACAGGACCCCCAGCCAAAGAGAAUCUCCUGGACUUUAACAGAAGACUGCGUUUUUGCAUUACCUAGUUCAAACUAAGGCGGUUUUCGAGUUGUUUUAUUUAUUUAUGCUCAAGGCAAUGCCAUUGAAACCAAACAUUAAGCUAGCCUUAGCAGAUACGGAUUCAAAUCACACUCGUUCCCUAAAACUGUAUGAGGGUGUGUCAUGCUUCACAUCACACAUUACUUCUAAGAAUUCCUGAGAUGUACAUUUAUAAAUAAGUCAAAGCCUCGCUCAAAGACCGCUAGCUCGAAGACUCGAUUGUUGGUCAUAAUGCUGCUCUAUAAUGUUGUUCAAUUAUUAGUUUGUAAGCGAAUAAGCAAAUAAAUGAGCUCUAAAGUAC